UCUCUCUCUCUCUCAUCUGUAGGUUAUGUUACAAAUAUAACCUUGGUUUAUAACUGGUACUUACAAUAUUUCACUUCCUUAGUUACUUCCCCGCAAAGAUCUAUCUGUCUAUAAUUAAAAUGUUGCUUAUAAACUGACCUGUCGGUGAAUUGUGUAACAUGAGAGCGGAAACGCAUAUCAAUCUUUUUGGCCACAGGUCGGUGAGGCGCACUUCAGUUCCUCUGAGGUUCCAGCGUGAAACGAACAGCACAAUGGAUGUAAUAGUGAAAGAAGGCUCUGUGUUUUUACAGGGAGUCAAAUUCGGAAAGAAGAUCUGGAGGAAGAUCUGGGUGACGGUGUUUAGGCCUAGCCAGGUGGGAAUCGGUCGCAUUGAGAUGUGCGAUAUACGGGAGGGUGCGGGCGUGUCGGCGAAGCUUGGCGCCCUGAAGAAGGCGGAGAAGCGAGUGAUCCGGCUGGCCGAGUGCCUCAGCGUGACGCCGGCACUGGCUGAAAGCUGCCCGGCAGACUGCGCAGCGUUUUACCUAAACACGGCUCAGCGCACCUACACGCUGGCGGCACCGGUGGAGGAAGACUGGGUAUCCAUCAUCUGCUCGCUGGCAUUUCAGUGUAACCAGGAAUGUGGCCAGACUAAGAAUGCGCAGGGAGACGGUGGUGAUAAACGAUGGACGGUUGACGCGACUAUGACGGAAAACGAUAUCUACUCCUCCUUGUGUCCAGGUCAGUUCCAGGUGACGGUGGCGAGCUCAGAGGCAUCUGUGCGUUGCUGCAUGUCCGGUACGUACCUGCUGUCUCCUGAGAAAGAGGCCCUGAGUCUGCUAAACAUGAAGACUGGACAUGUUGCGUUCUCCUGGCCGUAUCGUUUACUCCGCAGAUUUGGCCUGGUCAAGGAAGGAAUAACUAUCGAGGCAGGCCGUCGGUGCCAAACAGGAGAGGGCCACUUCAUUUUCCUCUCCAAGCAGGGGCCACAGAUUUACCAGGCAAUCGAGGAGGCUAUCAUGCAUCAAAGCGUACAAGAUCUGCUUUCCAAAGCUACUGCACUGCCACAAGAAAAUACGAUCCAGCGGCCGGUGCAGGCAGCCAGUCCGGCAUCUCCAAAAACAGUCAUCUCUCGAAGAAACCUUGCUCUUCCAGCAAUCCCUGGCAUAAAACCGCCUCCCAGAAGCCCUCAACCUGAAUGUGGUCAAGCAGUGUAUGCCACAGUGAAGCCCCUGCCCAAACCGAGAAAUGUACCCCCACCUUCAAUUCUGCCUCUACCCAGACCCAUGACUGCGGUAGUGAGAGAGAUAAAGCCAGUAGGUUUGGACAUUAGUGACAAUAAACCUCAUUAUGACUCCAGUGACUCUAACCAAAGAACCCAGUCAAAUCUGGACACUUCUGGCAGCCCGCUGUACAGCUCAAUCAAACACGGUGACAGAAAAAAACCCGCUAGAGAUACCAGUCAAGGGCAUCUUAAAAACAACCAACAGAAUUCUGCAUUUUGCUACACAGCAGUCCCGGUCAACUUCAAACAAAUCCUGUCUGAAGUUCUGCUCAAAGAACCGAACAGGCCCGGACCGUCUCCUACACCCAAAUCAUACGAAGCGAGCCCAGAUCUCUUGGCUGAACCGGAUUACUAUGAGAUAAAAAAAUAAAACGUUCUCCACUAUUCAAAGAAACCCAACCCAGAAGGUUUAAAACAAUGUGGAUCUGAUUUCCCAGCUGAUGAUCUGAAAACAAGACCUUAUCUCGUUAGCUGAAGGUCCGGUACGUCAAAAAUGUGAUGACGUAGCAUGACUGUCAUGCACCAGAUAUUCAUGCGAUCAUUCACCAUGCCAUCGUUGUCAUUGAAAACGAAUGAUAUUGAUUGUACUCUGCCUGAAUGCCUUUUGAGUAUUGCUGUGCUAAAGUAUUGGCACCCUUGCAGCUCUGAUUGGGUUUGCUGGCCACCAAAUGUUGCUCUUGUGCUUAAUAGUUCACCCUGCUAUGGAGACAACCAACGGAGCCAUGACUAUUUUGAUGUUUACAUUAUUUACAAUUAUAUGUCCAUGUUUUAAAAGAAUCUUGAACAUAAUGUAUAUUUUAGUAGUAAAUCACUGAUCGUGCUCAUUACAAGUCAUCAGCUCGAAGCCUCUAGAGAACAGAUUGGCAUAAUGACGUGCAACAGUUACUUGUCGGUGCUGAACAGAUCGUUCUGGAUUAGCUGAAACUCCCUGCAUGAGCUCAGGGUUGGCUGUCUGCGAUUAGAUUCAGGCCCUUUCUUUGCACCAUCCAUAUUGUAACUGUAAUAUAUGUACAAAAAUAAAAUAAAAAAAGAUAUUUGUGCUUAUACAGACA
This is a messenger RNA of Silurus meridionalis, 2313 nucleotides long. RefSeq names its product docking protein 3 (gene dok3). Lineage: Eukaryota; Metazoa; Chordata; Actinopteri; Siluriformes; Siluridae. Bases 159 to 1631 code for a protein of 490 amino acids. Gene Ontology annotation, cellular component: cytoplasm. The transcript is spliced from 5 exons. The record is from RefSeq and is a predicted model, not a curated record. Gene Ontology annotation, biological process: positive regulation of MAPK cascade; cell surface receptor protein tyrosine kinase signaling pathway.